Homalodisca vitripennis (glassy-winged sharpshooter) is the source of this 1981-nucleotide messenger RNA. RefSeq names its product beta-1,4-glucuronyltransferase 1-like. Bases 410 to 1822 code for a protein of 470 amino acids. The transcript has 4 exons. Gene Ontology annotation, biological process: stabilization of membrane potential; potassium ion transmembrane transport. Gene Ontology annotation, molecular function: potassium ion leak channel activity. Gene Ontology annotation, cellular component: membrane. The record is from RefSeq and is a predicted model, not a curated record. NCBI's taxonomy places the organism in Eukaryota, Metazoa, Arthropoda, Insecta, Hemiptera, Cicadellidae.
UGUCCGUCGUACCGAAUUGAUUUAAACCUUAAAAAAUAUAAAAAUAUCAACAUAGUACAGACGAGUUGAGGGCGCAAUGUCAAAGUUGUUAUUUAAUUGUUUUGGUUUAUUAUAACAUACAUUGACCGUAUUCCGGUAACUAUAGGUGUAUGCUGUAUUCUUUACACAUUAUGCAUUGUGACUUGUCAAAAUCGUGAGUUAACAUGGACUGGACAGUGGUUUACAUAAAUACAUUUCACUUACUUAAUUGAUUUUAUUAAUAAACAUAAGUCUGAAAAGAAAAUUUAAGUCAGAAGACAGUUUAUAUUUUUAUAAACGUAACUGUGAGUUCACGUGUUUGAUAAACGUUUAUUUUUGAAAUACUCAUAGCCUAAUUUAAUUCAAGGGUUAUUUUAGGUUAAGUCUAACCAUGAAAUGUUGGGUUUUGGCAAUUCGUAGUUUCCGGAGUCGUUGUUUUCUAUAUAUCGUAACUGUUUUGUUUAUUAUCUAUCUAUUUAAAGUAUUUCAAAGCAAAAAAUCUCUUAACUUUAAAUCAAUAUUUUAUAAUUUUCCAUUCUUGGAUGGUUCACGAUUCUUCUUCCGCCAUUCACAUGGGAAUAAAAGUAAAUUUAUCCCUGGUAAAUUCCUAAGGACCUUAACUCCUUCAAAUGAAAGUUAUUGUAGUUUUCGUCUUGGAUUUCCUGAUUUUUUUGAUUUGUCUGAUAGUGAGAUUGAUUUAAGUCCAGAACUAGGAGAACAGGGGUCUUACAGAGUGAUUUAUAAUGUACUUCAAGGUACAUGGAUCAAGAAUCAAACCAAUAACAUAACAUAUUGUUCUCAUCUAACUCCAGACUUUUUGUAUUAUCUGGUGGAAAUUGUUAUUAGGUGGGAAGGGCCUAUCAGCAUAGCUGCAUUUGUUCCUAGCUAUGAUGCAUCUAUAACAUUGUGUCUUUUACAAAGAUUGUGUUUCUGUGUUCCUGAAAUGUCAAAAGUGUCCUUGCAUUUUGUAUUUCCAUUAGAAUACCCACCAGAUCAUCUAGCUUGUGACUCUGUGUUAUCAAUUCCUCCAGGAUGUGCCAUCCCUAAUAUUAUAUUAAACAAAAGACUUAUUACGUUUAGAAAUAAAGAAGAGCUUACAUAUCCAGUAAACGUUGCAAGAAAUGUUGCUAGAAUUAGUGCAAAUACAAAAUUUGUGUUGGUAUCUGACAUAGAACUGAUUCCUAGCAAAAAUCUAGUAUCCCGAUUCCACAAAAUGGUACCAAAAUUGCAUUUAAAAAUUAAUAGUGGGAAGACCUUCAUGAGACGUUUGGUGUACGUAUUACCUGUUUUUGAAAUAGAAGAUUACAUCAGUAAUAUCCCAGAGAAAAAAUCUGAGUUGCUGGAUCUAUAUUCACAAAACAAAGCAAUUUAUUUUCAUCGUUGGAUAUGCUUGCAUUGUCAGAGGUUUCCUGGACUUCAAAGAUGGAUUCAUCAAACAAGUUAUGCAACAGAUAAUUCAAUACAGCCGAUGUUGGUUGUGCGAAGAGAAUUCCCAUAUCACCGCUGGGAGCCUAUCUACAUAGGUACGAAUCAGGAACCUCUCUACAGUGAGCUACUCAGUUGGGAGGGCAAACAGGAUAAGAUGAUUCAGAUGCAUGAGAUGUGUCUAUUGGGAUACCAUUUUGUCAUCUUGGAUGGUGCCUUCCUGGUGCAUGCACCUGGCAUCAAGCGGCGGUCCGGUACAAGUCGAGACACAUCAGACGUCCAGACAGCGUACCACUACAAUAACAUGCGACAUUACGAUGAAAUCAUGCGACGAGUUACUCAACAGCUGGGCUCCAAGCAGGGCUGCAAGACACACUAGCAGAUAACACAAGCUGGGCAGAUAUCCAGAACCAAGCAUCCGCACCUUCCAGAGUUAAAAAAACCAGGAGGAAGAGGAUACCAUAAAAUGUUUAUCGGGAGGGUUUAUGAGAAUCAGAAAAAAAACAAACAAGCAAGCAAUGCGAGUACAUACAGUGAA